Messenger RNA from Penicillium coprophilum, 1212 nucleotides. RefSeq names its product Zn(II)2Cys6 transcription factor. Gene Ontology annotation, molecular function: DNA-binding transcription factor activity, RNA polymerase II-specific; zinc ion binding; DNA binding. The record is from RefSeq and is a predicted model, not a curated record. Gene Ontology annotation, biological process: regulation of DNA-templated transcription; DNA-templated transcription. NCBI's taxonomy places the organism in Eukaryota, Fungi, Ascomycota, Eurotiomycetes, Eurotiales, Aspergillaceae. The transcript is spliced from 3 exons. The coding region runs from base 1 to 1212 and encodes 403 amino acids.
AUGGCAAGCUCAGAUGCACUAGAACACCCAUCUGCGGCUGUGUCGAACUCCGAUACAUUCAAAUGUUAUUUUCCUGGCUGUAACGCCAGCUACCGGCGCAAGGAGCACCUGCAUCGCCAUGAAGGAAAACAUCUCCGGCAGUCUUUCACAUGUUCCAACUGUGGUCGAGGAUUUGGACGAAGUGACACACUUCGACGCCAUGUUCGUCAACGUCAUGGAAUAAUUGAACCUCUCAAGCGUGCACAGCGAGCUUGUGAGAACUGCCACGCGGCUAAGUCUCGAUGCGAAGGAGGUGUACCUUGCGAUGAGUGUCGACGUCGUAAGAUCCAGUGCUCUUUCGACGACGACUCUACUGGUACGGCAGAAAAUCCAUCUCCCACCUCUGCAACACAACGCGCAUCGAGCGUGAAGCAUGAUCAGCCACGGUUACAGAAUGCAGAAAAGACGGAGCACUACAUACGUCUUUACUUUGAGACUUUUCACCUCUCUUGGCCAUUUAUUCACAAAGGGUCAUUCGAUGUACGUCAUGAAACGCCCUUUCUGAUUCAAUCAAUGAUUGUGAUAGGCCUGUGGGCUACCAGAGAGCAAUCUGCACAAUCAGCAGCAGUAGAGCUCCAUGGUAAACUCGACUUGGCCCUUCGAGAUCAAAAGGAGAAAUGGGAUGCCUCUGAGGCAAUUGAGGCUUGCAGUACCUGUGUCUGGCCAAUCGCAAUGUACCAGGCUAUCCUACUACAUAUCAUUUUCUCUUUCGUUAUCAGCAACCGGGCUGCUAUCGAUUUUGACCUCAAAAUCACCCUUCCCCCUGCUGAUUUGGGAUUACUCGAUGCUCUUGUCCGAAGUUGUCGAAAGCUAGGCAUGUUCUAUUAUCCGAACAUUCUUGCCAAAUAUGGAGAAACCGACUUGGAUUCUUUCAUCUGGGUUGGCAUCGAAGAAAUCAAACGAUUCAAUAUAGCCUUGUAUAAGGUUUGUGGAAAGGCAACCAGCUCUACUAUAAGAGACGGAAGCCGUGGUGAUAUCAAUGCAGUGCGGUCUUUGUUAACCGCAGGUGAACUUCAGUUCCCGCUGCCGAGCAAUUGCCUUUUGUGGAAUGCCGCUGGCAAAGAUCAAUGGACGGUUCUUGUGGGUGAUCAAAAGUUGGCUUUCUUAGACGAUUACUGCCAAGAGCACUGGAUAUCAAAUUCUGCAGAGGCAUUAGAUUUUUUCAUGUCAUAG